This is a messenger RNA of Helianthus annuus (common sunflower), 1711 nucleotides long. Its product is annotated as lysine histidine transporter 1. The coding region runs from base 96 to 1469 and encodes 457 amino acids. The transcript has 7 exons. Lineage: Eukaryota; Viridiplantae; Streptophyta; Magnoliopsida; Asterales; Asteraceae. The record is from RefSeq and is a predicted model, not a curated record. Gene Ontology annotation, cellular component: plasma membrane.
AUCUCUUUCUCCAUAAAUAUACAUAUACAUCUAUCUAUAUAUACACUCACCCAAACUUCAUUCCUAUCCGUUGCUAGUUGAUUAUUCGGGUCAUAAUGGUUAGCGACGGCACCAUGAGCACACAAAGCCAAAACCCACCAUAUGGUGGUGUCGACAAGACAGAGGUUGACAAGCGAAGUGAAAAGGAGAAAGCCAUAGACGCAUGGCUUCCGAUCACCUCAUCAAGAAACGCAAAAUGGUGGUACUCGGCCUUCCACAACGUUACGGCGAUGGUUGGAGCGGGUGUUCUGAGCCUCCCUUACGCAAUGUCUGAACUGGGAUGGGGUCCUGGUGUUGCGGUUUUGGUGAUAUCAUGGGUGGUAACUCUCUACACAUUAUGGCAAAUGGUUGAAAUGCACGAAAUGGUGCCUGGAAAACGGUUCGACCGAUACCACGAGCUCGGGCAGCAUGCUUUUGGUGAGAAACUGGGUCUAUACAUUGUGGUUCCACAACAGUUGGUUGUAGAAGUUGGUGUGUGCAUUGUUUAUAUGGUCACUGGAGGAAAAUCAUUACAGAAAUUUCAUAAAUUAGUUUGCAUAGACCCCUGCAAACAUAUUAAACUUACCUUUUUUAUUAUGAUCUUUGCCUCUGUUCAUUUUGUUCUUUCGCAUCUUCCCAACUUUAAUUCCAUCUCUGGAGUCUCAUUGGCUGCAGCUGUCAUGUCUCUCAGUUACUCUACUAUUGCUUGGACAGCCUCCCUGGAUAAGGGUGUGCAACCAGACGUUGAAUACGGCUACAAAGCUAAGAGCACAGUUGGGACUGUGUUCAACUUCUUUAGUGCGUUGGGUGACGUGGCAUUUGCAUAUGCGGGCCACAACGUGGUGUUGGAAAUUCAAGCCACAAUUCCAUCAACCCCCGAGAAGCCUUCAAAAGGUCCCAUGUGGAAGGGAGUGAUCGUUGCCUAUAUAGUUGUUGCCUUGUGCUAUUUCCCAGUUGCUCUUAUCGGAUACUGGGUGUAUGGAAAUGGGGUUGAUGAUAAUAUCCUUGUUACUUUAGAAAAGCCCACAUGGCUAAUUGCCAUGGCGAAUAUGUUCGUUGUGGUUCAUGUUAUCGGUAGUUACCAGAUUUAUGCAAUGCCGGUAUUUGAUAUGAUGGAAACCGUGUUGGUAAAGAAGUUGAACUUUCCCCCAGGUUUUAUGCUUCGGUUUAUCACGAGGAAUUUGUAUGUUGCUUUUACAAUGUUCAUAGGUAUCUGCUUCCCUUUCUUCAGUGGACUACUUGGAUUCUUUGGAGGAUUUGCAUUUGCUCCAACAACAUACUUUUUGCCUUGCAUCAUGUGGCUUUCCAUCUAUAAACCUAAAAGAUGGAGCUUAUCUUGGAUUACCAAUUGGAUUUGUAUUGUACUUGGAGUUGCUUUGAUGAUAGUAUCACCUAUUGGAGGGUUAAGAUCGAUCAUCGUUCAAGCCAAAACCUAUAAGUUUUUCUCAUAAGCAACAAGUUGUGUGCGUGAUUUAGCCUGUGAUAUGAUACUAAAAGCUGCUCGGUGAGAAUGUUGUGGUUAGAAUUUAAGAAAGUUCUGCCAAAGAAGUUGUCUGCAAAAUGUUAUCGUGUGUAUGUCUUUUUAAAUGUUUACACUUGUAUUUUUAAUAAACUGUUACAAAAUUAAUGUAGACUGCAAAAUGCAUGAUGCAUUAUUGCAUCAGUUUUAUAAAAUGGUAAAUUAAUACUAUAA